Messenger RNA from Xenopus tropicalis (tropical clawed frog), 4187 nucleotides. It is a transcript of the gene trpm8b, whose product is annotated as transient receptor potential cation channel subfamily M member 8b. Gene Ontology annotation, molecular function: monoatomic ion channel activity. Gene Ontology annotation, biological process: monoatomic ion transport; transmembrane transport; monoatomic cation transmembrane transport. The record is from RefSeq and is a predicted model, not a curated record. NCBI's taxonomy places the organism in Eukaryota, Metazoa, Chordata, Amphibia, Anura, Pipidae. Bases 352 to 3624 code for a protein of 1090 amino acids. Gene Ontology annotation, cellular component: membrane. The transcript has 27 exons.
UGCCUUUCUGUAACCUUGUAAGUGACACAGCUAAGGGGCAUACAUAUAUUUGCCAAAUGGCUGGGCAUAAAGAUAAAAAGAGGUUAUAAUUAAUGAUUACAGUAAUGUUAUUAUAUGUGCUACAUUGUGUAUAAAAGCAUGGAUGUGUACAUCUGCAUUUGAGUUCCGUAUUUAAUUUUCAAAUGAAGAGAGAGGUCAGACUGAAGGCGGAGAUUUGUACUGUUAAGUGACAUGAAAGCAGUUGGGGCUGAGACUGCAGAGACUGUGCAGGCAAUGAAGGAUCUCUCUUGGCACAGAUUUGAAAGUGUUGGAGAUCCCAUCCCUGACUGAUAUACAUCCUGGGUUCUUCAAAUGUCAGGAAUGAAUUACCAACAUGACGUGGAAGGAUCCCAAAAUCUAUACUCAAGUAUUGAGCUGUCACCUGCAGGGCAGCAAUCCGGGGAUGUUGAAAGAUACAAUAUAAAGGAUAUUAAGAAGAGAGAAUGCAUAGUGUUCACCCAGGAUCCCAGUUCACAGGAGAGUCUGUGCAAGUGUGGAUAUCUCAAGAGACAGCACACUGAAGGUGUACAGACCAAUCAGAAUGAUAGGUGGAAUUACACGAGGCACACAAAAGAACUAUCCACAGAUGCAUAUGGGGAGAUUCAAUUUGAGACCUUUGGAAGAAGAGCAAAAUACAUUCGAUUGUCCAGAGACACAGCCCCUGCGAUUCUGUAUAAGCUUAUGACCAGUUACUGGCAGCUGAAGACCCCAAACCUUAUAAUUUCUGUGACUGGAGGUGCCAGGAACUUUUCUUUGAAACCAAGAAUACGCAAAAUCAUCAGACGCCUGAUUUAUAUUGCUCAGAGCAAGGGAGCUUGGAUCUUCACAGGGGGCACUCACAAUGGCUUGACAAAGUACAUUGGAGAAGUGGUCAGAGAUAACACCAUUAGCCAAAGCUCAGAAGGAAAAGUGGCGGCCAUUGGUAUUGCAGCCUGGGGAAUGAUCUCCAAUCGUGACUCGUUAAUUCGGAGCCCAGAUGAUGAGGGGAAAUACAUUGCCCAUUAUGUAAUGGAUGAGAAGAAGGAAGAUGGGCUUUACUGUCUCGACAACAACCACACUCACUUUAUCCUUGUAGACAAUGGAUCCCAUAAACAUCCAACAAUUGAAGCUGAACUCCGUGCUUCACUGGAGGGGUGUAUAUCUGAACUCACGGCUCCAGAUUCUGAUUACAGUGGAAAAAUUCCAAUUGUAUGCUUUGUUCAUUCAGGAGGGAAGGAAACACUUAAGGCAAUAAAUAGAGCCAUAAAAAGUAAGAUCCCCUGUGUUGUGGUUGAGGGAUCUGGGCAAAUAGCAGAUGUUAUUGCCAGCUUGGUGGAAACAGAGGGUACAUCAGUUCCAUCCACAAUAAUCAAAGAGAAGAUGCUUCAUUUCCUAAAAUACACUGUGUCUCGUCUGACGGAGGAUGAACUGGAGGCCUGGAUUCAAUGGAUAAAAGAGAUUAUGGAAAGCCCAAAUCUUCUGACCGUCAUUAAAAUUGAUGAAGCUGGGGAUGAAACUGUGAGCGAUGCCAUUUCUGCUGCCUUGUACAAAGCUUACAGCACCAGGGAACUGGAUAAGGGUAACUGGAAUGCACAACUGAAGCUUCUCCUGGAGUGGAACCAGCUGGAACUGGCAAACAAUGAGCUUUUUGCUAAUGGGCAGCAUUGGAAGACUGCUGAUCUGGAAGAUGCCAUGUUUACUGCACUUGUAAAGGAUAGGCCUGAGUUUGUCCGUCUCCUGCUAGAGAAUGGGCUUGAUCUGGACAAAUUUCUGAGCAGUGAGGUCCUUAGACAGCUUUUCUCAGAGCAUUUUAGCACCCAUGCCUUUAAGAGUCUGGAGAUGGCUGACAAAUCCUACAAUCCUUUGCUUACCUUUGUUUGGAGGAUGGUGCUAGUCUACCAGCCCAGCAAUAAGGAAAAGUGGAACAGCAGCGAUUAUAAGAUUCAGAAUAUUUCUUCAUUAAUAAAAAGACAUCCAACCCAGGUGCUAUUUAUAUGGGCUAUUCUCCAGAAUAAGAGAGAGCUAUCUACAGUUAUUUGGGAGCAGACUAAGGCAUGCACCCUUGCAGCCCUGGGUGCCAGCAAACUUCUGAAACACUUGGCUAAAGUGAACAAAGACAUUAAGACUGCUCAGGAGUCUGAGGAAAUGGCACACGAAUAUGAAACAAGAGCUGUAGAUUUAUUUACAGAAUGCUACAGCAAUGACAAGAAAUUAGCAGGGAUGUUGCUGGUUCAUUCCUGUGAGGCCUGGGGGAAGAGUAACUGCCUGGAUAUGGCAGUAGCAGCCAAUGACCAGCAGUUCAUAGCACAACCAGGAGUGCAGAACUUUCUUUCUAAACAAUGGUAUGGAGCAAUCUCUAGAGAUACCAAGACCUGGAAGAUUUUGUUGUCUCUCUUCAUCUUUCCUCUCAUUAGCUGUGGAUUUAUCACUUUCAGAAACAUUUCAAACAGAAAGAGAAGUCGACUUUGGAAAUACUGUGAUUUCUUCACUUCACCCUUUGUUGUGUUUUCCUGGACUGUUAUUUUUUACAUUGGAUUCCUCUUCCUCUUUGCCUAUGUCCUUCUCAUGGAUUUCCAGCCAAUCCCCACAGGCCUGGAGAUAGUAGUCUACUUGUUGGUUUUUAUCUUGCUGUGUAUUGAAAUAAGACAGAUGAUAAUUAGCAGAGCUGAGUAUUCUAGAGAUUGUUGGAACAUUAUGGAUUGUAUGGCUAUCCUGUACUUUAUUGUAGGAGUCUUAUUCAGGCUACAGAACUCUAACCCCAGUGCUCUAUACGUUGGAAGGGUGAUCUUGUGUCUGGAUUACAUUAUCUUCACAUUGAGGCUUAUUCAAAUCUUCACCAUCAGCCAGAACCUGGGACCAAAAAUAAUUAUGCUACAAAGAAUGUUUGUUGACGUAUUCUUCUUCCUCUUUCUCUUUGCUGUUUGGAUUGUUGCCUUUGGUGUAGCUAACCAAGGAAUUCUGCGUCUGAAUGAACAUCGUUGGGAAUGGAUAUUUCGCUCAGUUAUAUACCAGCCAUAUUUAGCCAUGUUUGGAGGACCUUUUUCUGAUGUGGAUGAAGCAACGUAUGAUUUUGACAAAUGUACCAUCACUGGUAAUGAGUCUAAACCGCUGUGUGUAGAGGUGGACAGUGAGAACAACCCUAGAUUUCCAGAGUGGAUCACCAUCCCACUGGUUUCUGUCUAUAUGCUUUCCACAAAUAUCCUGCUCGUGAACCUGCUUAUUGCCAUGUUUGGGUAUACUGUGGGAUCAGUGCAAGAUAACAACGAGCAAGUGUGGAAGUUCCAGCGAUAUUUUUUGGUCCAGGAAUAUUGCAGCCGAAUAACCAUCCCAUUCCCUUUUGUCAUUUUUGGGUACAUCUAUUUGAUAAUGAGGAACCUGUUCAGUUGGUGCUACAAAAAACAAGAGCCUCCACCCUUACCCUGCUGCUUCAACAAAGAGGAUAACAAAACCUUGGCCUGGGAAGCCGUAAUGAAGGAAAAUUACCUGGUGAAAAAGAUCAGUGAGACCCAAAACAACAGAGAGAUGGAACACAGGUUCAAGCAGCUGGAAGGAAAGCUGAAUGAAUUGCACAGUUUAGUGAUGGACCUGACUGUCAGAAUAAAGUGACCGCUAUUCCUGGAGAGGGAUAUGAAUAUUCUCCCUCAGACUGGAACACCAGCCUUCCUGCACCCACCUGAGCUAUUUGUUCUUCUCAAUGAAGCUCACCAAACUCACUCUUACAGAUCCAAAUCCUUCAUUCCAUCCAACAUUGUCAGCCAAGCAGAGCAUUUAUUGGUAGCAAAGCAGUGAUAUGCCAUUAUAUGGAAAGCCAAUCAUGAUUUGAACAAGGUGCUAACCACAAUUUGACUACAGGUAGAUGGCGGGGGAAACACCUGUCCUCUGACCUUGUGCCAGGUGCCUUAAAUGCACCAUACUUUAUGUGGUGCCAUGUGGGCAAGGUACUAAAAUACAUUGGCACACUGCUUGCCUUCUAAGUUUAGGGGUGGGCAAACCCUCUUCAGUCUGAUGCUGGAUGUGUACUUAAUAAAUGUUGAGCUCUACCUUUACAUUAUUGUUUACAUUUUAAUGAUGAAUUGUAAUGUUUAGUUAUGUCACUAAGUUUACUGAUUCUGUCACAAUCCCAUGUACCUUGUAUCAGAAUAAAUGUUGCUGAACUUUAUAUCCCCAUA